This is a messenger RNA of Chlorella variabilis, 1088 nucleotides long. RefSeq lists its product as hypothetical. Lineage: Eukaryota; Viridiplantae; Chlorophyta; Trebouxiophyceae; Chlorellales; Chlorellaceae. The transcript has 7 exons. Gene Ontology annotation, molecular function: oxidoreductase activity. The coding region runs from base 1 to 1044 and encodes 347 amino acids. The record is from RefSeq and is a predicted model, not a curated record.
AUGGACAACGAGGGCGACUACCGGCAGCGGCCCACCAGCGAGGUUCGUGUGCUGGUGGUGGGCGCCACGGGCUACAUCGGCAAGUAUGUGGUGCGGGAGCUGGUGAGGCGCGGGUACCAGGUGGUGGCCUUUGCGCGGGAGCGGUCGGGCAUCGGCGGCAAGAAGACGGCGGAGGAUGUGCGGCGGGAGCUGGAGGGCGCAGAGGUGCGGUUUGGCGACGUGAUGAGCGUGGACUCUCUGCUGCGCGAGGGGUGCAAGGAGCACGUGGAUGUGGUGGUGUCCUGCCUGGCCAGCCGCACAGGUGGCAUCCAGGACAGCUGGGAUGUUGACUACCAGGCCAGCCUGAACGCGCUGGAGGCGGGGCGCGCGCAGGGCGCCUCCCACUUUGUGCUGCUCAGCGCCAUCUGCGUGCAGAAGCCGCUGCUGGAGUUCCAGCGCGCCAAGCUGGCGUUUGAGGCCAAGCUGCAGGAGGCGGGAGACAUCACCUACUCCAUCGUCAGGCCCACGGCAUUCUUCAAGUCGCUGGCGGGGCAGGUGGACCUCGUGAAGGAUGGCAAGCCGUAUGUGAUGUUUGGCGACGGCACGCUGGCCGCCUGCAAGCCCAUCAGCGAGCAGGACCUGGCCUCCUUCAUCGCAGACUGCGUGUCGCAGGAGGACAAGAUCAACCAGGUGCUGCCCAUCGGCGGCCCCGGCCGCGCCCUGACCGCCAAGGACCAGGCGGAGCUGCUGUUUGGCAUCCUGGGCACCCAACCCAAGUACUUCCCUGUGCCGGUGGCGCUCAUGGACGGCAUCAUCGCGCUCCUCGACUUCCUGGCCAGGUUCUUCCCGGGACUCAAGGACGGCGCCGAGUUUGGCAAGAUUGGCAGGUACUACGCGGUGGAGAGCAUGCUGCUGUGGGACCCCGUGGCCGAGCGGUACGUGGCCGACCAGACGCCCUCCUACGGCACCGACACGCUUGAGGACUUCUUCCGCAAGGCGGUCACCGAGGGGCUCAAAGGCCAGGAGCUGGGGGACCAGGCGGUGUUUGGCGUCAACAAGGAGUAGGGGGGGCAGUCGAGGCCUGCCUGUUCAGUGUAAUGGAAUUUGAC